This is a messenger RNA of Caenorhabditis sp. 36 PRJEB53466, 1183 nucleotides long. Lineage: Eukaryota; Metazoa; Nematoda; Chromadorea; Rhabditida; Rhabditidae. The record is from the annotation of a GenBank genome assembly.
AUGGAAGUCGAGCAAAAUUCGAACGAAGAACUGAUCGAGCGCGGACUGACGGCCACCGAGCGGGCGGUCGACUCGAUCCGCGAGGGAGACCUCGUCCGUCGGCACACUGCUCUCGAGCUCCGCGAGCUGCAAGUCUCCACGCACGCCGACUUUCAGCAGUUGCGCGAUUUGAUGCGCGAGUUCGACGAUCAAAUCUACCGCGAGCGGACCGCCAGUCUCAAGUGGAUGGAGAAAAAGUUGGAGACGGCCAGAGCCACUGCCGACCAAGCGGUUAGUUUCUUACAGUCUCUCUUUUCGACAAUUUUUAGGUGAAAAUUCAGCAAGAGUGGAAGUUUUUCGGAAAAUCAGCUUUUCCCGGCUGCGUUAAUGCAUUUUUAUGCGGACAAACAAAGAAAUUUUGCAGCUCUCGUCGACGCUGAUGUCGAAAGAUGUGCAAUUGCUCGAGAAGAAGGUGCACAGUCUGAAGGAGUCGGUAAUCAAAGUGAACAAGGCGUACUACGAGUACGAAAACACUGUCGACAUGAAGGAUCUGAUGGAGCAGGUCACCGAGAUGGUCUAUCGGACCGAAAAGAAGGAAAAGGAGGCGUUGGCGGGCAGGAAGACCGACGAACAGUCGCUGGAGCAAGCGUUCCGCGCGGCUAUCGAGGGACUCUACGGCCUAAAAUCGAACAAUCCGAAAGUGAUGGAGGAGGCGAAGAAGCUGGCCGCCGAGCUGCGUGUCUUCCGCGACGCCGCUUCCAAUAAGGUAGACAACUGGAAAAUUAUCGACUUUUCAAAUUUUUAACUCGCAAAACAGCUUUUUCUCAUUGAAAUUAGCCGGAAAACGUAUUGUUCGACGGCAGAGCCUCAAAAUAAUCGAUCGAAAAGUUUGUGACAAUAUAGAAAAUUCAAAAAUCUUCGAUUAUUUUGAAAUUCAAGAAAUCUCGAAGGAUUUCAAGUUUAUUUUCUGAUCGCAAAAGGUUGCAAAAAGAAGCACGGCAAAUCAAAUUUACAGAACUUCUACGCGAUGAUCUCGAAAGGGAACGCGGCGCCGUCGACGGGCUCGAGCAACGGAACGACCAGUUCGGAGCGCAACUUCUCCUCCGGCUCUUCGGCUUCUGGAGCUUCGUCCGGCGCGAGCACGUCUUCCUCGGCCGGCACUUCCUCCUUCACCACUCUUUCUUCGUCUCAAAUGAGCAUCUGA